Molecule: messenger RNA, 1369 nt
Organism: Prorocentrum cordatum
Lineage: Eukaryota; Dinophyceae; Prorocentrales; Prorocentraceae
Source: the annotation of a GenBank genome assembly
GCCCCGCGCGCCGCCCGGCGGCCCGGCGGCGCCGCCGCGGCCGCCGCCGCGGCGGGCGCCGCGGCGGGCGCCCCGGGGCCGCCGGCGCCCGGCCGCAGGGCCGCCUGGAGCGCCUUCGUGGCCGCGGGCCCCGGGAGGCCGGCCGGGGGCGCCCUGGGCGCGUUCGUGGCGGUGGAGGCCGCGCCGACGCCGCGGCAGCGCGCGCCCCUGGUGCGGGACUUGCCGGCGAGGACGUGGCACCCCGACGGGCCGAUCAACCCCAGCGGCCGCAUCCUCGCGGCGGCCCCCGAGACCGCUCUGCGGCCCCGGAGCCGACGCAGCCGCUGCAGCCGGCCGAGCCUGGGGCGGCCCCGGAGCCGCCGCCGGAGGAGGAGAGUACUACUCGGUGGACGGCUUCGAGCUGGACAGGCCGCUGCCGCCAGUGGAGCCGCCCUGCCGGACGACUAAGGACGUCCUGGGCGAGCAGAUGAACGGCAGACCACUCUCGGGUUCAGGAUCGGCGCGUGCCCAGCUGUGCAGCGGCUUGACAGAUCGUGACGGCAAGUGUUUCAUCUGUUUGGACCCUUGGAGCCUCGUCUCGGGCCCGGGGGGGGUGAACAAAGUGUUCACGAAAUGGGUCGAGAGGAAGGCGGCCGGCCUCAACUACUGCGUCAACCAGGGCCAGGACCAGGGCCGACGAAAGAAGGGGAUAGGGCGCGAGAACCGUGCCGAGGAGGACGGCGGGCUCCUGGACAACGCGGCGGUGCAGCUGGGCAAGGACCUGUUCGAUGCCCACGAGCAGGACCUCUUCGACCUCGGCCUCGGCGGCGGCGGCGCCAACGCCUCGGCCCACGAAGAGGCGAAAUCUAUCAACGGCGCACCUGCGGAGGAUAUGCACGACGGUAACCUGUGCGACGAGGACGAGGAGUUGUUCGCCAAGCUUUGCUACAAGAAGUGCAGCCUGAUCACGCACGGCAAAUAUCCGAGACGAACCACCGCGUGGUCCUGCUGCGCGGCGGGCGACGAAACCGAGAAGUGCGGCCUCUUCAACCAAAAGCUCAGCCUCAAAAUCUGCUCCGGGUACGACAUCAGCGGCGACAGGGCGGGCAACGGCUGCCCCCACCCGGCGGGCGCGUGCCUCGAGAACGAGGAGGUCCACCUCGGGCGCUGCUUCAAGAGGUGCAGCGAGCUCACGGACGGCGAGUACCCCACGCGCAUCGCCGCCGCCACGUGCUGCAAGGCCACCGAGGAGUGGAAGUGCCUCGACCCCAGGAACGUGAAGACCCGGUCGUCGUUCAACGUCGGCGGCGGCAAGGGCGACGGGGACAGCCGCACGCCCAGUGGGCCCCACUGGCCGAAGACCGCGUGGACCGAGGCCACGGAGUCCUAG